AUGCCCGGAGGUGCCAGUGCUAGCAAUCGUAGUGUUAUUGGGGGUUUCGCGGGAGCUGGUUCGACCCCGUCUGGGACGAUGGGAGGUCGAUCGACGAAACGGAUACGGAACGAGUUCGGCGAAAACGUGAAUGCCAUUUUGACCGAUUUGGAUGAGGAGACGGAAAGUGACAACGGGCCACCAUUCCAAAGUUCGGCAUUCUGCAACUACUGGGAAGAAAAAGCAGUAAUGAUUCACAAAUCAAUUCCGUUAUGCCCACAAUCAAAUGGUUGUGUAGAACGUCAGAACCAAGGCAUAAUCAAAGCCUUGGCUGCUUCGAAAAUCGACGGGUCAAACUGGAGAGUCGCCCUUCAUAAGUACGUGCACAACCAUAACACGUUGAUCCCCCACGCAAGACUGAAUGUUACCCCGUUUGAAUUACUAGUUGGUUGGAAAUUCCGCGGAACCUUUCCUUCGCUUUGGCAUACGGAUAAUGUUAAGUCUUUGAACAGAGAAGAAGUAAAAGAUCGUGACACGGAAGCCAAAUUUACCAGUAAAUCAUACGCUGACACUCGAAGAGGAGCUAAAGAUUCUAAUCUGCAAGUUGGAGAUAAAGUUCUUCUAGCUCAACAAAAGAAAACCAAAACGGAUCCGAACUUCUCGUCCGAAUAUUACCACAUCGUGGCAAAAAACGGCGGAAAAGCAGUUGUUAUGAGCAAAAAUGGAGUUCAGUAUACCAGAAAACUUGAUGACUUAAAGAAGGCAAACUUGUUGGAUAACACAGAUCAAAUCCCUAAUCCGGAAACUGUUAAAGAUGAGACCGAGUUAAAUGCUAGUACCGACACAGAGCAACAAUCCACUUCGAGAGAACUCAGAAGUCGUAGAGAAUUAAAAAAACCUAGCCGUUUCAACGAUGAAUACGUGUAUACAGUGUUCUAUUGA
Messenger RNA from Uranotaenia lowii, 921 nucleotides. RefSeq lists its product as uncharacterized. The transcript has 2 exons. The coding region runs from base 1 to 921 and encodes 306 amino acids. Gene Ontology annotation, biological process: DNA integration. NCBI's taxonomy places the organism in Eukaryota, Metazoa, Arthropoda, Insecta, Diptera, Culicidae. The record is from RefSeq and is a predicted model, not a curated record. Gene Ontology annotation, molecular function: nucleic acid binding.